GCUGCUGAGACAGCGGCAAAGCGCCUGCCAGUUUGCUGGGACGACGUGACGCAGUUGCUCGCAGAGGUGAGGAAAUACAACAUGACAGCGCUCUUCAAUACCAGGCCAGGUUUCGCGGGGCUCCUGGAGUUGAACGCGACGACGAAUACCCUUCUUAACACACGGGCUUCCCUGUCUUUCUACGUCCUCCACGGUCUGGGCACGCAAUGCUUCAACAUGAGGAACGGGCCUGUGACAGAGGCCAAGCAAUACUUACAGCCGCUGCAGACCAAACUCCUGGAAGCGGAGCUCGAGCGUCACAACCCUGAGAACGCAGUCAAGCCGACCAUCAUGAUGUCGAUCGCCCAGCACCUUCAUACGUUCGAUUGGAUCAAGGCGUUCGAUUUCUGGUUCUGGGAGAUGGUGGGCUUCACGAACUGGGCGACCCACCAAGAUCCCCAGGGGCACGCCAAUCGCACGGACUCCCUGACAGCCGCGCUCAACAUCCUGAUGCCCAACGCCAUCAAGGAGCACGUUAGUAGCCAGGGUUACCUGACGGCUGACAGCAUAAACAAGGUAUCAUGGGAGGUCUGCAACUCGGCGGUCCUGAUGCCCGCCGAGAGGCAGAG
This is a messenger RNA of Prorocentrum cordatum, 608 nucleotides long. The record is from the annotation of a GenBank genome assembly. Lineage: Eukaryota; Dinophyceae; Prorocentrales; Prorocentraceae.